Penicilliopsis zonata CBS 506.65 is the source of this 698-nucleotide messenger RNA. RefSeq lists its product as hypothetical. The coding region runs from base 102 to 608 and encodes 168 amino acids. NCBI's taxonomy places the organism in Eukaryota, Fungi, Ascomycota, Eurotiomycetes, Eurotiales, Aspergillaceae. The transcript is spliced from 2 exons. The record is from RefSeq and is a predicted model, not a curated record.
CUUGGUCCUCUAAUCUACUUUUUUUUUCUUUUUGAAAGAGUUGGUUGUACUCUUCUCUUUUGUAUUUGUCUUCUCUGGCCUCGGCGUUCGAUGAUUUUGAAAUGAGCAACGAGAACAUAACGAGCACUGAUUUCUGGGACCCGACAUCUACCUGCGACUCUUGUCUAUCCUGCCGUCUGGAAAUUUCGGUCGAACGGUCAUACGAAGCCCGGCUUGCUUCUUGGUCUCAUAUCACGUACUGUGUACAUGCAAUUGGACAAGGAGACGUGGGCAAAGGAGGUCUCUUGACUGGCUUCAUAGGCUCUCUCUCUACCUGCACCUCACCAUGGAAUAUCUAUCCCCAUAUCUCUAGACGCUUCUUCCCCCAUACUUUUGCUCUACUUUGCAAGCAUGGUGCCCAGGCUUUGCGUCUCCCUUUUUUUUCUUUCUCUCUCACUCUCCUAUGUUUCUUUCUCAUUCUGCUGUUAUUUUUUUGGCCCCUGCGUUGGCGUUGGUAUUGUUACACGAACCAAGCCGACUAUAGAUUUCCUUUCCCUCGGUCUGUGAGAGGAAUCUGUCUUCUCUUGGAACUCAUCUGCUUCUUCAUUUUUGGCCCUUAUUAUUUAUAACCUCGUCCGCAAUGGCUUAAGGGGUGCUUGGCUCAAUAUGUGUUGUGCCCUCCAAUUCUCUCUUCCGCUUCCUCUUUCUUCUAUUCUCCA